AUGGCAGGAGGGCGUGGCGCUCUCAUCCAAUCGCGCCGAGCGGUGGGCGUGCCCUCAGCAGCUCCGUGCCCACCCGUGCCCAGGUGCCAGGGAGGAGCCAGGCCUUGGUGGCAGCACAUCUGUCACCCUGUUCCUGCUCGGGAGCGCUCCCGUCUGCCCGACGCCAGCGCCCGACCUUUGGCUGCUGCUGGGGCUGGGUCUGAUUCCCGGGAUGGGUCGACACACAAUGAGAUGGAAAAGAACAGGCGUGCCCAGCUGCGGCUGUGCCUGGAGAGGCUGAAGGGGCUGGUGCCGCUGGGGGCGGCGGCCGGGCGGCACACCACGCUCAGCCUGCUCACCAGGGCCCGCCUCCACAUCCAGAAGCUGGAGGACCAGGAGCGCCGGGCCCUGCACCAGAUCGAGCAGCUGCAGCGGGAGCAGCGGCACCUGCAGCGGCAGCUGGAGAAGCUGGGCGUGGAGCGGCUCAGGAUGGACAGCAUCGGCUCCAGCCUCUCCUCGGAGCGCUCCGACUCGGAGCAAGAAGAGAUGGACGUGGACGUGGAGAGCACGGACGACCUGCCGGCCGAGCUGGACUGGAGCAGCAGCAGCCCCAGCGACUCGGACGAGCGCGGCAGCCUGCAGAGCCUGGCCAGCGACGAGGGCUACUCCAGCUCCGGCGGCGCCCGGGCCAGGCUGCCCGGCGGCCACAAGCUUCCCGUUGGCAUUUAGGGAGCUCUCCCCGGCUCCGUGCCCUCGGGAACCCCGUCAGCCAGCACAGCGACCCCGCCAGCGUUCCCUGCACGGAACCCUCCCAAAGCCCGGCUGCUCCCGGGGCUCCGGCCUCUCUGCUCUGCUCUGGAAUGUUCUGGCAACAGCAGCGACCUCAGGAGCUGGCACUGCCCGGUGUUGCCCGUCUCUGGCGUGCUCCUGGCUCUCAGGACCUUUUCAGGUGUUUUUUUGGGAGCAGACCCCACGAGGAGCCGGAGUUUGUGGAUUUCCAUCCUUCCAGCCUCAGUCGGGGCUCCUUGCCCCGACUCUAAAUCUUCAGGGAGCCCGUGCCAGCCCCGCCGUGCUCCCGGAGCAUUCCCGGCCGGGCUCGGGGCCGUGCCCACCCCCGGGGUCCAGGUGCCCCUCCUGGAACGUGGCACGGCCCUCCAGACUCCUGCAAUUCCCUUCCCGCACCCUCGGGGACCUUUUCUUCUACCUCGGAGGGAGCCCAGGGCCUCUCUCCACCCCUUCAGCACAAAGGUGAAGCCUCUGCUCAGCAAUAACCCUGCGGGAUUUCCCGGCUCCGUCCUCCCAGGAUUGCUCCAGGCUCGUGGAAGGUUCCAGAAGCCCCCACAGGGAGUGCAGGGGGUUCCCAGCCGUGGUGUGGAUUCGUUUCCCAGUGCCCUGGAGGGAGCAUUCCCACCCCUCCCUGCUCCGGAGGUGCUCUGGGGAUGUUGGCGUGUAGAGAGCUCUGCUUCCAGCACCUUCCUUUUCCCCUGGGGCUGCUCCAGGGCUUUUCCAGGCCCUGCCGGGGAGCCCUCCCGGGGCUGGGAUGGAGCCCCGACCCUCUGCCGGUGCCUCUCAGGAAAUGCAGGUGCUGGAAGGCUUCAGAUGCUCCGUGGAGUGCAAGGGGAUGGACGAGCAGCAGGAGACUCCAGUGCUUUUUCCUCUCCUUUGUCCUUUCCCUUCCUUUUUCUUCCCCCACCCCUUUUUUCCCUUUUCUUUUUCCUUUCCUCCCCUUUUUUUUCCUUUUCUUUUUCCUUUCCCCCCUUUUUUUUCCCUUUUC
This is a messenger RNA of Passer montanus (Eurasian tree sparrow), 1753 nucleotides long. RefSeq names its product MAX dimerization protein 1 (gene MXD1). Bases 1 to 708 code for a protein of 235 amino acids. Gene Ontology annotation, biological process: negative regulation of transcription by RNA polymerase II. Gene Ontology annotation, molecular function: protein dimerization activity; DNA-binding transcription factor activity, RNA polymerase II-specific; RNA polymerase II cis-regulatory region sequence-specific DNA binding. The record is from RefSeq and is a predicted model, not a curated record. The transcript has 6 exons. NCBI's taxonomy places the organism in Eukaryota, Metazoa, Chordata, Aves, Passeriformes, Passeridae.